Molecule: messenger RNA, 3070 nt
Organism: Dimorphilus gyrociliatus
Lineage: Eukaryota; Metazoa; Annelida; Polychaeta; Dinophilidae
Source: the annotation of a GenBank genome assembly
CAUGGCUGAUUCAAGCUCAGGAAUUAUUAAUGCUAUAGAUAAGGAAAGCGUUCAUAAAAUCUGCUCAGGUCAAGUUAUUACAACACUUUCGACUGCUGUCAAAGAGUUGAUUGAAAAUAGUAUUGACGCAGGAGCAACAAUAAUAGAUGUUAAGUUCAAAGAUAAGGGUUUAAAAAGUUUCUCAGUAAUGGAUAACGGGGAUGGCAUAGAAGAAGAGAAUUUCGAUAGUAUUGCUCUAAAACAUCAUACCUCGAAAAUAAGUAAAUUUUCGGACCUAACCAGCGUCGAUACCUUUGGAUUCAGGGGAGAAGCUUUAAGUUCUAUUUGUGGUGUUAGUGAUUUUUCAAUGACAACAAGACAUAAAUCAGUAUCAAUUGGAGCUAAAAUAGAAUUUGGUAGAGAUGGUAGAAUAAAGAAAAAAACAAAAGUAUCUUGCCAAAAAGGAACAACUGUUUUAAUUGAAAAUAUAUUUACAAAUUUACCAGUUCGGAGGAAAGAAUUUGAACGAAAUAUUGCAAAGAAAGAUUUUCCUGAUACUCUAAAUAAAAUUGUUGAAUACGGCAUCAUAUUAGAUAAGAAAAUAACUGUUACAAAUACAACUGGAAAGGGUAAGACCGAUAGGUUAUUGAAUGUUAGCGGAGGCGAAGAUGUCAAAAGUAACGUUUCACAAAUAUUUGGUAUUGAACAAAUAAAGAAUAUUAUACCCUUCAUUCAAAAACCACCUUCUGAUGAAGUUCUUGAGGAGUAUGGUAUAAAAAAUGAAAAGGAUCAUUCCGAUUUUAUCAUAAACGGUUAUAUUUCGUCACCUGAUCAUGGUAAGGGACGUAGUUCACCAGAUAGACAAUUUUUUUAUGUUAAUAAUCGACCUUGCGAUAUGAAAAAACUUUCCAAAUUGGUUAAUGAGAUAUAUCAUACGUUCAAUAAACAGCAAUAUCCCUUUCUAGUUCUAAAUAUAAGACUUUCUAAAGAUUCUGUUGACAUCAAUGUUACUCCCGAUAAGAGACAAUUGAUGCUUAACAAUGAAAAAUAUUUACUAUCUAUCGUCAAGACUUCGUUGCUUGAAUUUUUGACACCGAGAUCAUCAAUCUACACUCUACGGAGUAAUCCAUCAACUCCUCGAUUUUCUAGUACUCCCAGGCACAGAUCACAGUCAAAACCACUGUUAGAAAGUUUAUCGAACUCUCCCAUACUACCUUCUAAUAGUCAAUCUAGAACACCUUCGUCUAAUUCUUUUGCCAAAAUACUCCAGACAAGUCUAGCUAAGGCGUCGAAGCAACAACCGAACAUUACAAGUUUCCUAAGAGCGUUAUCUUCAGAUGAAGAAAGUGAGGAAUUACUUCCGAAGAAGAGAAGAAUUGAAGAUCCAGAAGGUUGUAACGACAAAGAAUCAAAAAUCAAUAACAAAGUAGAGGAAAGUGUUAAAAAAGAUAAAUCGCCCGAGGUCAGUAAGAAAAUUGAGGGCAAUGAUGUUCACAUGGAGUCUGCAGAUAAAAAAGAUAAGGCACCCUUUGUUGAAAAGAAUGUAGAAAUGGUUGUAAGCACGAAACAACCCGAACCAAAAAAGACGACAACCGAGCAAAAGCAAAAAGAAAUAGUCAAAUUAAGCAACUCUGAAACCAGCACCACUAAACCAACUAAUUUACUCUUGACUCACGAUGAAGUGAAACAGCAACAACAACCAGAAAAAGUGCCAUCUAAACCUCCAAAAACAAUGUCAGAUAUUUGUCAAAGUUUUACCAAAAGUCUAACGAAAAAUAAUAAGAAAAGCCCUAAACAAAGCCCAAAAGAAAAAGAGAAAGAUUCAUCAAUUAAAACCCCUUCGCCUACACUAACAAAAACAAAAAAGAAAACUAAAAGUAGUCCUCGAGAUAGCACAGUUUUAGAUACCAGUCUCGAUGUAUGUAAAAAUCUACGAGUUCAAGUUCCGUGUCAUUUCAGUAUGAAUCUCUUAAAAGAAUCUUUUAAAAAUAGAGAGGAAAUAAGAAACAGAUCGAAUAAAUGGGAUAAAAAUUUUUCAAGUAGUAUUAGUCCACAAUCGAAUCAACAAGCUGAAGAAGAAUUAAGAAGAGAGAUAAAAAAAGAAAACUUUCAAGAGAUGAAAGUCCUUGGACAAUUCAAUUUAGGAUUUAUUAUUACAGAAUUAAAUCGAGAUUUAUUCAUAGUUGAUCAACAUGCUAGUGAUGAAAAAUAUAAUUUUGAAAGACUUCAGGCCACAACAAUUCUUGAAUCGCAACCGCUGAUUAUACCCCAACAUCUAAAAUUAACGCCAGUUAAUGAAAGUAUUUUGUUAGAAAACAUAAGAAUAUUUGAAAGUAACGGUUUUAGAUUUGAAGUUGAUGAAUAUGAACAACCCGGUUGCCAAACUAAAUUGAUUAAUUGUCCAACGUCUAAAAAUUGGGAAUUUGGCAAAGAAGACAUAGAAGAAUUGAUUUACAUAUUGGCUGAUUCACCGGGUGUUAUGUGUAGACCUUCCAGAAUUCGUAAGAUGUUAGCGUCUAGAGCUUGUAGAUCAUCAAUUAUGAUUGGAAGGGCCUUGUCAAUGGCAAAAAUGAGAAAGCUUAUUGAUAAUAUGGGAAAAAUUGAUCAACCCUGGAAUUGUCCUCAUGGCCGUCCAACAAUGAGACACUUGAUUAACUUGGAUAGUGUUUGCCAAAUUCAAGCUGCUAAUUCCCAAAUUUCUAGAACGCUUCGUGGAAAUGCAAUAGUUGAUGUUAAUGAGACUAAGAAGGUUAGAAAUAGGAGACUGGCAAAUCCUUUUAAAACUCUAUUCUCUUGGUAUAAUAAUCUAGAACCUGAUACCAUAAUUAUUCAAGAGGCAAAGAAUCCAGUUGAAAGUUAUUUACAGGCGGCUAUGCUUCAUCAACCGCCUCCACAAUCGGAAAACGCUGGAAAUAUUUCAAGUUCAACUGUUACCAGUAGUACAACUACGCCUUCUGAUUCUUCAACAACAACAACAACAACAACAACAUUGCUUAAGAAGAAGAAAAAGAAAAAGAAAAUGAUUAAAAAGGAAGAUGAGAAGUGUAAGAGAAAAAAGAAACAUUAUUCAACAACCGAUGAUUCUAGUUGA